Messenger RNA from Anguilla anguilla (European eel), 4008 nucleotides. It is a transcript of the gene gask1a, whose product is annotated as golgi associated kinase 1A. Gene Ontology annotation, cellular component: Golgi apparatus. The coding region runs from base 524 to 2593 and encodes 689 amino acids. NCBI's taxonomy places the organism in Eukaryota, Metazoa, Chordata, Actinopteri, Anguilliformes, Anguillidae. The record is from RefSeq and is a predicted model, not a curated record. The transcript is spliced from 5 exons.
CCUUUUCCAAGCGAACAGACUUUACGGGAGGGACGGCUGGUUCUGAUUGACUUCGGGGCUGCGAAAAUAGGAGCGUAACUUUUGUAGACUCUUAGCUAAGCUUUAAUGUCGGGAAAUCGUCUCUCAGUUUUCUUUUUACGACUUUUAAAAACGUAAUAUGUAGGCUAUUACCUGAUGAACAUGUACUCUGUUAAAACACUGCAUUGUGUUCUAAUCAGAUUGGCUGCACUUGACUAGUCCCAACGUUGGAAAAGGUGAAGAUACCGGUGGUUCGUGAAAAAUGCAACAGAGAUGUAAAAUUGUUCAAGAAGUUGAAAUGCAUCAUUUUGAUGGAAAACACUGUGGUUUAUCGGAUACUGAAGAUGUACUUCCACCAGGGGAAAUGAGUGGCACGCGAGCUGCCUGAGAAACUGAAUGUGAAUGAUGAUGCGUAACUUAAUAGAGACGACCUCAGUCCGAAAGACCUGUGCGCGCAAAUAGGCCAUAGAGGUUAGCCUAUUCCUGCAGCCUGAAGAUAAAUAUAAUGGCCCUCAGACAUUGGUCGAGGAUGUGCUGCAGGCGGAGGUCAGUUGUGGCCUUUGCCUUCUUCUUCAUCUUGUCCGUUGUGAUGAUCAGUGACCUCCCACCUCUCCCAGAGGAGAACCACAACCUUUCCCAGCGAAGUCUGCGUUCGACUAGGCGGGGCCACCAUUGGGCCCCCUCUGAACCUCUUCAUCCACUGCCUCUGGAUCUACACCAGGGCACCAGGAAAAAACGGCAUGCCAAGGAACCAGCAGAGAGGCAGAAACACCAGCGAGCCAGCAGCGUCCAGCACAGAGGGAGUGGGGUACAUCUUGGGGCAGGGAUGGUUGAGAGCAGAUGGAGUGGGGGCAGUUUCCAGCAAAAGGAGGGUGAAGGUGAGGGAGGUGAUACAGGUAGGGUGCAGAACAGAAGAGGUGCAAUACAGCAUAGAGAAGUGGGUAUUGGAAGCCAGCACAAAGAGGGUAAACAUGGAAGUGGGGUUCAACACCAAGCAGAGGGCGCUCGGAUUAGAGGAAAGCAUAGAGAGGAUGAGGACUUGCACAGAGUCCAGCAAAUUAAUGCCGGGGUUCAGCACAACCAUAAGAGACGGGACACUCAUAAAGCUAGCAUGAAGAGUCCAAAGGGCAAUAAUACCACUGGUGUGAGUCAGAGGACCUCUGAGUCCACAUUCCACAGAGAGAAAUGGCCCCACCCGCAGAGAACUGACACAAGAAGCGGUAGAGACACCAUCAUCCCUAUCCAGCUACCUCCACCCAGACAGCGCUCACAAGGAGCAAACAAAGCAGAGGUGAGGGUCUCCACACAGAACCAUCCUAAAGACCUUGAGUCAUCCAAGCAUGCCAGCUCUGCAGACAAGCGCAGUGGUGAAGGCCAUGCUGCAAAGGCUGUGAGCCCUCAUCAGGCUGGGAAAGGCAUGACCCGCAGAGACCCUCGAACACAGGAGAAUCAGGAGGAGAACAGGAAGAGGCAGAGCCCCAGCUUGGUCCGUAUGGAGGGGAACAGGUCCAGCGUGGGGGCUGAGGUGGAGAAGUUCAGCUGGUGUGAGAAGCUGAGUGAGGAGACAUUUAUAGACAGGGGGAACAGAAGCAUACGUACCACAGCGCAGCCCCUGCCUUGGCUCUCUGAGGAUGACAUCAGGAAAAUGGAGCUACUGUCCAGCGGCACGGUGGUCAGUAAAGCCAGAGUGCCUUCCCAUGGGCAGGUCCUACAGGUGGGGCUCAGGAACAGGGGUGCCAGCCUGAGCGGUUCAGCUAGCCAACAUGAGAGCCACUGCCAGCAGGGACUCUGUGCCCUGAUCAAGCGUCCGGAUGACUGGUAUGAAGUCUUUGCUUUCCAUCUGGAUCGGGUGCUGGGCCUGAACAGGAGUCUACCUGCAGUGUCGCGCAGUUUCCACAGUGACCUCCUGCCAUACAGGUAUACCAGUGGCUCAGUUCGGCCCGUUGUGUGGUGGGACCCGGACAUCCAGCACCUGGCAGAUGAUGACAAUGAUCAGAACAGCUUCUCUCUCACCUGGCCACAGUACCAGGCCCUGCUGAAGGCCCACUGUGGCAGUAAGGGAGCACCCUCAAAUUCCUCAACCUGCAUAGGUGUUCACCACUCAGAAUGGGGAAGACUGGCAUUGUUUGACUUUCUUCUGCAAGUUAGUGAUCGGCUGGACCGAUAUUGCUGUGGGUUUGAGCCAGACCCCUCUGAGUCCUGUGUGGAGAACCUCCUACAUGUGAAGUGCAGAAGCCCGAAGGACCUGGUGCUUGUGCACAUUCUGGUGAGGAAGGCUGACCCAUCCAGGCUGGUGUUCAUCGACAACGCCGGCAGGCCCCAGCACCCACAUGACAACCUCAACUUGCGUCUGGUCGAGGGCAUCAAGGAGUUUCCAGAGAAGGCAGUGGCCGUGUUGCAGUCGGGCUGUCUGGAGAGCAUGCUCCUGCGCUCUCUCUACACUGACAGGGAAUUCUGGGAAAGUCGGGGGGGCGUCCUGGGACUUCGACCCCUCAUUCAUGUGCUACAAAAGAGAGGAGAAGUGCUGCUCCGCCACAUUCAAGACAAGAAACUGCGAGUCAGCAGGGACGCCUGACCCUCGAGCCGUAGCACUGGGACCUCCCACUCACAGGGGCAUACACCUCUUCUGUUGGGAGCCUCUCAUCUUUACAAAACCGAGGGACUGCUCAAUAGAAAAAACAGCAGUUUGCUGAUGUGGGUAAAAUGUGAGGUGCAAAUUUUUCAAUUUAAAUUGAUCAGUCUCCCCUUUCAUCCCCAGCUCUUCAUCUAGGAACUUGGUUUCAUGACUUGGGGAAGAUGCCUCAUUUCAACAGCACAGAGGCUUUGAAAGCCAUCCACUUAAUUAUGUGCUUAAUUGAAUUAGAUUAAACCUUGACCUUGUUAUUGAGACGAUGGAGAUGCGAAGACGUUUAUAAGCAUGCUGAUUUGCAGUCAUGUCCGCAUACCAGAUAGGGAUAAUUGUAUGACACAUGUUUAAGUCUUUUUGUACUUUCUGUAUAUACUGCAUUUUUAUGAUAUUUUUAUCAAGAUUUUUGAGUCUGCAUCACUGCAGUUUGCACAAUGAUUAGUCUGAACAUACAGUGCCCUGCAAAAGUAUGGGAACAGUAUAGUGAAAUUAGUUACUUUUGCUAUAUAUUUCAGGCGUUUGGAUUUGAGAUCAAAAGAUGAGUAUGAGCCAAAAGUACAGACAGUCAGCUUAUUUGCAUGCAUAAAUGUUUUACCAUUUAACGGAAACUUGUUUUUAACUGUUAUAUAAGUUAUAUAGUAUAUUGCAGAACUAACAAAUUUCUUUCUAGUGUUCACUUACAUUUGGAGGGCACUGUAGUUUAUGAACUUUUCGGCCAUUUGUCUUUCUUGGGUUUCAGAUUCCUUUGUGCAGUAUAUUUUCCUUGUACAUUUUUGAAAGACUCUGAAUCCCAAAAUAUCUGUUUGAGCACUUGUUGAGAAAUGUGGAUGAUUUUUUUUUUUAUAGGUUAAAUAUAAAAAUGACAACAAACAUGCAAAGCAAUUCGAAAAAAUUACUGGAAAUAUAAACAACGCCAUCAUGUCUAUACUUUUUGGAACCCUGUAAGACAGGAAAAAGUACAUGGUGAAGCAGUGUAUCCACCAUUUUAAAUCAGAUUGAAUGCCUUUGCAAAAAUGUAUUGUCUGGAGGGAAAUGAAAAUAAGAAAAUAGGAGUCAAUUAAAUGCACAUUUUAUAAUGUAGAACUAGAAUUUUCAUACAGCAGACCCAGAGCUAUGUUCAGUCACCCAAUAAAGCCCCACAAAAAGUGAUUGACCAACAAAGUCCAACAAAGAUAGCUCCACCUUAACAGAUUCCUCAUGCUGCCAAAUCACACAGCUAACAAUAAGCAAUUUACAUUGAUGUUCUGAAAAGUUUAAUAUUUAAAAAUGACUAUAAAAUAUACACUCACCGGCCACUUCAUUAGGUGACAGGAGUGGCACCCGGUGUGGUCUUCUGCUGCUGUAGCCCAUCUGCUUCAAGGUUU